CACUGUCAAAUACAUAAAUACAAAUUUUCUCAACUCAUUUCUCUUUGCACUCUCUUUGAUAGUGUAGGUUGAGUACAAUUUGUCGGCACACGAUUUUCGUGUUUAAUGAUAAUUAUUAAAUAAAUUUUAUUAUUUGUACAGAGAAAAUGGGUCGUCUUACUGUAUUAACGUUAAUUUUUGCGUCAAUAGUAAUCACAUUAGCUCAUGAAGAUGUUUACUCAAUCAAAUAUACUACAGAAAAUUUUUCACACGAAGUCGGAAAGAAAAAUCACUUCGUUAUGUUUUACGCCCCUUGGUGUGGACAUUGCCAAAAAUUUUCUCCAAAAUGGGAACAAUUAGCUGAAAUGUUGAAUGAAGAUGACACGAAUAAUAUAAAAAUAGCUAAAGUUGAUUGUACUACAGAUAGUGAAGUGUGCUCCGAACAAGACAUUACUGGAUAUCCUACACUUAAAUUUUAUAAAGUAGGUGACUCUGAAGGUGUAAGAUUUAGAGGAACCAGGGAUCUACCUUCAAUAACUAAUUUUAUUAACGAGCAACUUAGGGAGGGAGAUGAAACCAAUACUGAGGAAGCAACCUCUAAUGAAGCUGCAGCUGUUGAUGGCUUGACGGAGCUGACCGAAGAUAAUUUCCACAAACAUGUUAAGAGUGGUAAACAUUUUAUCAAGUUUUAUGCUCCCUGGUGUGGACACUGUCAGAAAUUAGCACCAACGUGGGAGCAACUGGCUAAAACUCUGGAGCUCGACAAUGAAGUUACCGUAGGGAAAGUAGACUGUACGCAGCACAGAUCUGUCUGUAACGACUUUGACGUGAAAGGAUACCCCACUCUAUUAUGGAUAGAAAAUGGCGCAAAGGUGGACAAGUACCAAGGCGACAGAAGCCACGUCGACCUCAAACAAUACGUUAACAAAAUGCUAGGAACCGAAAAGACCGAACGUGCAUCUCCAAAACCAGCCGCAUCCGACGCAGACCUUCCCUCAGGAGAAGUAACCGGCGACAACUUCAAGUCUACCAUCGAAUCAGGAAUUGCUUUCGUCAAAUUCUAUGCUCCGUGGUGUGGACAUUGUAAGAGACUGUCGCCCGUUUGGGAUAGCCUCAGAGAAAAACUCGUUUCAAGGCCUGAAGUUAAGGUCCUCAAAGUGGACUGUACGUUAGAAGUUAACAAACAGUUGUGCAAUGACGAAGAAAUCGAAGGUUUCCCUAGUCUUAAUCUGUACCAAAACGGAGAGAAGAUCGCUUCGUACAGUGGCAGCAGGAGUCUGGAGGAUCUGCAAGAGUUUUUGUUGAAGCAUACACCACGUGAUGAACUUUAAAUGUUUCUAGUUUGCAAAAUAUUAAUUUCUUUAUUUAAAAUCGAUCUUUUUUUGUUCAAAAAAUAUUUUUUCGUUAUAAAAACGAAACAAAAUACCUACACCACUGUUUUAACAUAUCUUUCAGCAAUACAGGGUGAUUUGUAGUAGGUAUUACCUUAUCUAUGAUAAAUAUGACUUGUUUGCUUAUUAACUGUAUCUUCUACUUAACUAAUCUACUUCAGUUCAACGUUUUACUCACUUUAGCAACAAUUUUCUUAUAGAAAAUUAUUUAAUGUUGGUAUGUCGCAAAGGAUUCUACACAUUUUCUUUAAAUAUCUUUGGAAUUACAUUAAAAUAGUAACCCUUACAGCAA
Molecule: messenger RNA, 1662 nt
Organism: Diabrotica balteata
Lineage: Eukaryota; Metazoa; Arthropoda; Insecta; Coleoptera; Chrysomelidae
Source: the annotation of a GenBank genome assembly